Molecule: messenger RNA, 3256 nt
Organism: Anolis carolinensis (green anole)
Lineage: Eukaryota; Metazoa; Chordata; Lepidosauria; Squamata; Anolidae
Gene: gins2
Product: GINS complex subunit 2
Exons: 5
Coding region: 58-615 (185 amino acids)
Biological process (GO): double-strand break repair via break-induced replication; DNA replication
Cellular component (GO): nucleus; GINS complex
Source: RefSeq, a predicted model, not a curated record
UCCGACCAAUAGGAAGCGGGGUAGCCUUUGGAGGCCGAGUUGGUCGCGCGUUUUGCCAUGGAGGCCUCGGAAGUGGAGUUCCUGGCCGAGCAAGAACCGGUCACCAUCAUCCCCAACUUCAGCCUCGACCGGAUUUACCUCAUUGGGGGAGACCUGGGUCCCUUCAAUCCUGGGCUUCCUGUGCAAGUUCCUCUCUGGCUGGCUAUCAACCUGAAACAGAGGCAGAAGUGCCGCUUGAUACCUCCUGAGUGGAUGGAUGUGGAAAAGCUGGAGCAAAUCCGAGAGCAAGAGCGUAAUGAAGCUACUUUUACCCCAAUGCCUAGUCCUUACUACAUGGAAUUCACCAAAUUGCUAUUGAACUAUGCCGCGGACAAUAUUCCAAAGGCAGAUGAGAUCCGGACGCUGGUUAAGGAUACGUGGGACACUCGAAUAGCAAAGCUCCGGUUGUCUGCAGAUAGCUUUGUCAGGCAGCAGGAAGCUCAUGCCAGGCUGGAUAAUCUGACUCUGAUGGAGAUCAACACCACGGGCCCUUUCCUCACACAAGCUUUAGAUCACAUGUACAAGCUCCGCACAAACCUUCAGCCUGGAGGGAGUGCCCAGUCUCAGGACUUUUGACUGCAGAAAUCUUCUGUGCGCUGUCUUUCUGAUAUUCUCUUACUGAGAAAUCUUUCCUGCGGAUGAAUUACAUGUAUGCUAUUAUAUACUUUUGGUUGUCUUACAAAAUUACCUGAAAGCAAAAAUGACUUUGUCUCAAAUUUUGAAUCAGUAUUUGAUAGUGUGUUGUCGAAGGCUUUCAUGGCCAGAAUCACAGGGUUGCUAUGAGUUUUCCGGGCUGUCUGGUCAUGUUCCAGAAGCAUUCUCUCCGGAUGUUUCACCCACAUCUAUGGCAGGCAUCCUCUGAGGUUGUGAGGUUUGUUGGUAACUAGGCAAGUCGGGUUUAUAUAUUCUUUCUCCCAGGUUGGGAGAAAGAACUCUUGUCUGUUUGUCCUGAUAUGGUCAAAAGUGACUAAUCAAUAAAGAAUUGUUGUUGUUGUUGACUCUUGUCUGUUGGAGGGAAGUGUGAAUGUUGCACGUAAUCACCUUGAUUAGUAUUGAAUAGUCUUGCAACUUCAAAGCCUGCCUGCUUCCUGCCUGGGGGAAUCCUAUCUGGUACUACGGCACUGCAAACUUAAUUUGGCAAGAUUAGUUUGCAGUGUCGUCGUACCAGGUAGGAUUCUUGCAAAAUUGGUUUGCGGUGUCAUAGUGCAGUGCAAAAAAAAUGUUUUCGGUGUUGUAGUACCAGAUAGGAUUCCCCCCCAGGCAGGAAGCAGCCAGGCUUCGAAGCUGCAAGGCCAUUCAACACUAAUCAAGUUGGCCAAUAAUAAUAAUAAUAAUAAUAAUAACAACAACAACAACUUUAUUUUUAUACUCCGCCCCAUCUCCCCGGAGGGACUCGGAGAGGCAAUUGCAACAUUCACACUUGCCUUAGGCAGACAAGUUCUUUCUCCCAUCCCAAAUGUUAUUCCACAGAUAUAUAAACUCCACUCGCCCAGUUUCCAACAGAUCUCACAACCUCUGAGGAUGCUUGCUUUAGAUGUGGGCGAAACGUCAGGAGAGGAUGCUUCUAGGACAUGGCCAUACAGGCCGGAAAACUCACAGCAACCCAGCAUUUGGUAGUAUUUGUGAGCAAAGUAGUCCAGUGCUCAGUCUGCAGCAUGGUACCUGCAGGGUUCCUUGGAAUUGGUUCAGUUAAAGGAGCAUGUGAAUGUCCUCAGCAAACUGAUGUUCUGGCGCAGCAGUGCUCCAGGUACCUGCCUCCGCCGCUGUCACUUCAAGACAAAUUGGCUGGAGUUCUUCAUGGUCUUCUGUGUUGGAUUGUUUAAUUCUUUUGUCAUAAACCAGAAGGAGGAAACAAAUUGGUCUUCCCUCUGAUGGCUCCAGUUCCUCAGUGGGCCCUUAUCUUCUGAAGCCUCCAAGAAGGAAUGACAGAGCGAGUCUAUUUUAAACCCUUGGCUGCACAGCACUGCUGUGGGCCUGUCUCAAAGUGAUACGUUACUGCUAAGCCAUCUUUCAAGGAGGGCACACUGCUUCGACCUACUUUAGCCUGAGUGUUAGCUGUUCUUAAGUGUAUUUUUUUGUAUUUUCAUGUCAGCAACACUUUUAAUGCACUGCUUUAUGCAUAUGUGUGUUGGCUAAGAGAGAGGAGGAAACAGAUCUACACAAACAAGGAACUAUCACUCAAUUUGGUUUCCCAUAUCUGCGUUUUAUCCAUCUUGAAGAUUGUCUUGGCUGUGCUUAAGCCCCCUGCUUAUUUCAGCUGGAUCUCAUUUUAAUUGUAUAGUUAUUCAUUGGCUGGCAGUGCUCAGUCUAUCACUCAUAUGUGAGUGUUGUUAGUGGUCUGGAUUAUGAUUUAUGGAAGGCAAUAUAUUAGACAUGUGCUGCUUAAAUACUGCUGCAUUGGCAAGUGAAAAUGAGACCGUAAUGAAGAGCUGCCUUGUGUUGUUGAAGGCUUUCACGUCCGAAAUCACUGGGUUGCUGUGAGUUUACCGGGCUGUAUGGCCAUGUUCUAGAAGCAUUCUCUCCUGACGUUUCGCCCACAUCUAUGGCAGGCAUCUUCAGAGGUUGAGGUCUGUUGGAAACAAGGCAAGUGGGGUUUAUAUAUCUGUGGAAUAAUGUCUAAGGUGGGAAAAAGAACUUGUCUGUUUGAGUCAAGUGUGAAUGAUGCAAUUGGCCACUUUGAUUUGCAUUGAAUGGCCUUAUGGCUUCAAAGCCUGGCUGCCUCCUGCCUGGGGAAAUCCUAUCUGGUACUAUGACACUGAAAACUAAUUUUUCAGUGUAUUACGGCACCGCAAACUAAUUUUGCAAGAAUCCUAUCUGGUACUACGACACUGCAAACUAACCUUGCAAAAUUAAUUUGCAGUGUCGUAGUAUAGGGCUUUCUGGCUGCUUCCUGCCUGGGGGAAUCCCUGGACUUUCCACAGAUAUAUAAAUCCCACUUGCCUAGUUUCCAAUAUACCUCACAACCUCCGAGGAUGCCUGCUACAGAUGUGGGCAAAACAUCAGGAGAGAAUGCUUCUGGAACACAGCCAUACAGCCCGGAAAACUCACAGCAACCAAGAGGUGCCUUGCUUAAAGUUUUAAGUGAAUUCCACCUGCUGGAUAUUGCUGAUUGAAAAAAGGGGCUCUUUAAAAAAUGUAGCUUUCCAAGUAUUUUGAUAUUUUUAACUGAAAUUUGUCAAAAUGUAAAUAAAACAAUAGAUGUUCAGAAUGCAAAAAA